AUUCGGUAUUUCUGGCAGCUUGAUUGAACUGUCAGAUAAACUGCAUUUCGUAAGUGAAUAAACUCUAGGUUGCAAUACAGAAUUAAAAAAAGAGGAAAAUUGCGGAAUUGUUUUCCUCAUACUUUUUCUUCUACUCAGAUUUUAAAUAAUACCGCUCUGAAAAAUUCCAACGGAACAUAAGUGAAGAAUUGUGUAAAGUGCAGGGCCGACUGAAAAUUGUGAUAUAAUCUUGGAGAAAUUUGUACGAAGUUUUGUUCGCAUAAUUUGUACAAAGUUUUGUUCGUAUCAUUGGCCGUCAGGCAGGAAGUCGAGCCUGCCAAGAACAGAAAUAGACUCUAGGGUCAGUUGUCUACAAUGGCUACACCUCAAUCUCCCACCCGUAUGUUCAAUGGCCUGGAUGAAGAUAUAUAUAAUGAAGCCAAAUUUGCACAUGAAAUAAACGACAAGAUGCGUGUUCCCAAGCGCAUAAAAGCUACAGGAGAAUUCUCUGACGAAGAUUUAUUGCUAUCCAAUCAAAAUGGAUUGAUAAAUUCGUGGAAUUACCACGAUAAGAUAGACAUGAACGUACCAGAUCGCAUAGUGGUAUUGGGUCACAAUCAACAUCUAGAGACUCGUUCGGCACCACGUGAAAUACAACUGGAAAACUCAAUUUUACCAAAGAAUCCGACAGUAAGCAUGGUACGUGUACAAACACCACCGCGUGUUAUAACACUCAAUGAACAUCACUUCCCCUCUGCUUCUGAGGAAAGUUCGCCUCAUCGUUACGGUAAUGGUGCCGAUUUUGAAGAUGGCGACUAUGAUGAAGACGUUGAGUCACGUCCGCCACCUUAUGUGCGUGCAAACGGUGUAUCGCAUGCACAACUCGGUUUUCACCCAGCCGAUUCAAAUUCUGUGGAAUCGGACUCGCAGUUGACUACUGGCGUUCGCAAGCGUUCGCAGCAGCUAGUUUACAACAACAAUGACACAUCUAUUGUAAGUCAUCGCGAAGGCACGCCAAUAGGAGAACUUACACCCCACGAGGAGAUUCUCUAUUUGCGCCGACAAUUGGCUAAACUAAAUCGUCGCGUGCUGAACAUCGAAAUCAACAAUGAGCAGCGUCUACAGCGCGAAAAAAUCGUAUAUUGUUUGGGCUUAGCAUACUUUGUAUUGAAGGCUGUCUUUUGGCUAAAUCGUAAUUGAAGCUUAUGCAAUAUUUAAACGCAACAGAAGUAAGUGCAGCAGCGACACAUCAGUUUGCUAUGCAUUUUCGUAGUAUUUUGAAAAUCGUUACAAUUUAUUAGGGAUUGAUGGAGGAUGUAAACUACGACACAUCUUAUUGGGAGGGAACGUAGCGCAAAUGAUGCACUUAUUUAUACCUACCCUGAGUUCCAAAAUGUAAAAAAAAAAUAUAUAGCAUCAGUUUAUUGUAUUCAAAAAUUCUUGCAGAUUAAAAUGACCAGCUUGCACAACCUUGUAACUAGCAUUGCGGGCUGGUUGUGAAUAUUAUUGGUCAGUCCCAUCUGCUGUGGUUUAGAAAUGAAAGACUUGCGCUGUAUUUUUACAUUUUGAAAUUCAGGAGUACAUAAAAACGUUGAUCAUCCUGUUUUGGUAUUGAUACCAAUGGAGAAAGUGUGCAUUUGAAUUUAAUCUAAUUGUCUUUGAACACUAUGAUUUUUAUUAGUCUAAAAAUUAUGCCGAUACUCUCAUUUUUAUAAGCAUAUAUCGAAAUAAAAGGAAAGUGACCAGUGUGACAACUAUUUGAUUGUUUCAUAGAGAAAACAAUUUGGAUAUUAAGGAUUUAGCACUUUAGUUACUUUUAACUUUUUCGAUGUAUGCUUAUGCGAUGGAGAAAGUGUGUAUUUGAAUUUAAUCUAAUUGUCUUUGAACACUUUGAUUUUUAUUAGUCUAAAAAUUAUGCCGAUACUCUCAUUUUUAUAAGCAUAUAUCGAAAUAAAAAGAAAGUGACCAGUGUGACGACUA
Messenger RNA from Rhagoletis zephyria (snowberry fruit fly), 1959 nucleotides. RefSeq names its product transport and golgi organization 11 (gene Tango11). NCBI's taxonomy places the organism in Eukaryota, Metazoa, Arthropoda, Insecta, Diptera, Tephritidae. The record is from RefSeq and is a predicted model, not a curated record.